CAAUAAUUCCAAAAAGGGAAGCACAAAAAAAGAAAAAAAAAACCAUUACUGCCAUUUCUAGCUUCUUAUUUCUUCCUUCUGCACUACUCAAUUUCUAGGGUUCAUUUCAAUUCCUGGUUUGCUCAAUUUUAAUUUGUCAAUUAUUUUCACUUCUCAUGUUCCCCAUCCAACCAUUCCUGUAGCUCUUGCUGUUGUUUCUAUAAAUGAAAUCAUCAGACUUAACCCUAGGGUUUACAUCAAAAACGACGCCGUCGUCUUCCUCUUCUCACCGUAAUCAAAUCGCCGACGAUUCAAUCUCUCUCCAGCUCGAUUCCAGCUUCCGUGACCCCUCCCAUCCACCGGCACGGCCAGUCCCACUCCAAUUGCUGGAGCCACUCGGAGAAACUCACUGUAAUAAUCAAAAUGGCAGCUUAAGCAGUCAAAACGACAAUUACAACAGAAAAAGUAUGGAAAAUGGAGGGGAUGAUUGUGAAGGAGGGGAAGAAGAAGGGGAUGAGAAAGAAGUGAAAAUUUUAGGGUAUUCAAUGUGUUUAAAACGAAGAAGAGAUAGCGAAUUAGUAUCGACAUCUACGUCUUCAUCGUCGAAUUGCUCGAAAAGAGCGGAAUUAAGCCUCGAGGAGCGUCGGGAGUUGGUUAAAUCGUGGGGGAAUCAGCCGCUAUGCGCGGCGGAUACGGAAAUAUUUGAGAUUAUGGAGAAGGAAAAGGAUAGGCAAUUUAAAGGACUUGAAUUGAUUGCCUCUGAGAAUUUCGUUUGUAAAGCUGUAAUGGAAGCGUUAGGUAGUCAUUUAACUAAUAAGUAUUCGGAAGGAGCGCCUGGUUCGCGGUAUUACGGAGGGAAUCAGUACAUUGAUGAGAUAGAAACCUUGUGCUGGAAAAGAGCAUUGGAGGCUUUUAAUUUGGAUACCGAUAAUUGGGGUGUGAAUGUUCAGCCUUAUUCGUGUACGUCUGCGAAUUUCGCUGUUUUUACGGGAUUGUUAUUGCCCGGUGAUAGAAUUAUGGGAUUGGAUAAUCCUUCUGGAGGGAAUACAAGUCAUGGGUAUUAUAUGCCUAAUGGUAGAAAAGUUUCAGGUGCUUCGAUUUUCUUUGAGAGUCUGCCUUAUAAAGUGAAUCCACAAACUGGGUAUAUAGAUUUUGAUAAGUUAGAGGAAAGGGCAGUUGAUUUUAGACCCAAAAUUCUCAUUUGUGGGGGGAGUUCGUAUCCGAGAGAGUGGGAUUAUGCUAGGUUUAGGCAGAUUGCUGAUAGGUGUGGCGCUGUACUGCUGUGUGAUAUGGCUCAGAUUAGUGGUCUUGUUGCUGCUAAGGAGUGUGUGAAACCCUUUGAUUACUGUGACAUUGUUACCUCAACAACUCAUAAAAGUUUACGAGGUCCUAGAGGAGGUAUUAUUUUCUAUAGGAAGGGAAUGAAGCCAAGAAAAAAGACAAUGAUAGUAGGUCAAGGAGAAAAUAACGAUCACUAUGACUUCGAGGAAAAGAUUAAUUUUGCUGUAUUUCCAUCAUUGCAAGGUGGACCACAUAAUAACCAUAUCGCUGCUCUCGCCAUUGCUUUAAAACAAGUUGCUACACCUGAGUACAAAGCGUACAUGCAACAGGUGAAGAAAAAUGCGAAGGCUUUAGAAUGUGCUCUGUUGAGAAGAAAAUGCAGACUAGUAACUGGAGGCACAGACAACCACAUGCUACUUUGGGAUCUGAGGCCUUUGGGACUAACAGGGAGAAUUUAUGAGAAGGUCUGUGAGAUGUGUCACAUCACUGUAAAUAAAAUUACUGUUUUUGGUGACAAUGGCACUAUUACCCCCGGGGGAGUAAGGAUAGGUACCCCUGCUAUGACAUCAAGAGGUUGCCUAGAAUCUGAUUUUGAGAUAAUUGCUGAUUUUCUUUUAAGAGCUGCACAGAUUGUGAAUAAUUUGCAGUUUGAGCGUGGGAAGGUUCUCCUUAAGGGUCUGCAAAGCAAUAAAGAUAUUUUAGAGCUCCAAAGUCGAGUUCAAACAUUUGCAACUCAGUUUGCAAUGCCAGGUUUUGACUUGUGAAUGGGUUUUUAGAUUCAAAUUUAGACCUUUCAGUAUUGGUGUCGCAUCUGCAGUGGUUUUGGCCUUUGAUCAACAAUUUUGUACCAAAUUUUUCCUUUUGCUGAUCCUGGCUAGCUACCAGUAGCCACAACAUAGAGGAAUUUUGGUGUCAUUUCAUGGAUGAUGGGAGGAUAUGUUUGUUGUUAACAUGCUGUCCACUUUCAGUCAGUGGUAGUGCUUUCUGGAUUAUUUUUUGGUGGAAUGGUGGUGGCACCCAAGUGAUGGAUUAAGCACUUUUGGUUCAGAUAACUUGGAAAGCAAUUUGGUAAGCUCUGUAAUGAUGGGUUGACAUGGUAUCUGGUAGUGACAAAUUCAAGAUCUUACUAUGAUUCUUAAAGAGCCUGUCAAGUAUAUGUCAAAGUUCUUGCAUCAGAAAUUAUGCAGCAGUGAAUUUUGUUUUUCACUAUAGGUUACUGCAAGCAGAGUGUAAGUUCAAUGGCGAUUCGAUUUGCCUUGCACAUUGAUAAUUUACACUCCUUAUUUACGUAAUGCUGUUCUUUA
This is a messenger RNA of Mercurialis annua (annual mercury), 2564 nucleotides long. Its product is annotated as serine hydroxymethyltransferase 6-like. Lineage: Eukaryota; Viridiplantae; Streptophyta; Magnoliopsida; Malpighiales; Euphorbiaceae. Gene Ontology annotation, cellular component: cytoplasm. The transcript is spliced from 4 exons. Gene Ontology annotation, molecular function: cobalt ion binding; zinc ion binding; pyridoxal phosphate binding. Gene Ontology annotation, biological process: tetrahydrofolate interconversion; L-serine catabolic process; folic acid metabolic process. The record is from RefSeq and is a predicted model, not a curated record. Bases 204 to 2024 code for a protein of 606 amino acids.